CUUGUGCAGUGCGUCAGCUUUCCGUUCAAUCCGACCUGCAGACAGAGGGGCACUGGUCCACUUAUUUUCUUAAAUUUCCGUUUGCAUUUCAUCCUGGACACGCUAUAGACGGGCCCAACCAUCCUAAAAAAAAAAAAACUCCUGUAUCUGACUAUUUUGUGGCGUGUUGUCUCAGUUUGGUCGGUGGAACAUCAUGAGAACGGUCGCUCAAAAGAUGUUCCGGACCUGCAACAGACUUUUCUCUAGAAAAACGCCAAAUGAUGUUGUAGAGGCCCAUCCAUCCAACAUUGAGACAGCAGCACACAUGGAAAACAUCCAAAAUUUGUGCAGUUCAUCCAAUCCCACCAGUGUGGAGGCGAUCAGAGAGAGUGUCCACCAUGUGGAGGCAGUCAUGGAGAGGGCCCACCAUGGUGGUGGAUGGCUCCUAUCUGGCAUCCUCUGCAUCAACAUCCUGAUCCUGGGCUGCGCUCUGGUCAGCGGCAGUGCCCUAAACAGUGUGGCCAUUACGACUGUGCACAAGCAAAUCUUCCUAAUCAUCCUCCUUCUCCUUACAAUGUUGUGGAUGCUGUUUUACGCUGCCGUCACCUCCCGGAAGGAGCAAGGAGUCUUGUUCAAAGAUAGCCAUGCGGGGCCUAUGUGGCUCCGAGUUGGACUUUUGCUGUUUGGCCUUCUCAGUUUCCUCAUGGACAUCUUCAAGAUCGCCACCUACGUGGGCUACCUUCACUGUGAUUCUGCUGUUAAAGUUGCCUUCCCUGUGGUGCAAGCUGUAUUUUUGUUGGUCCAGACGUACUUCCUGUGGAUUCAUGCAAAGGACUGUGUGCAGCUACACACAAACUUUACACGGUGUGGGCUCACUCUUAUGCUUUCAACUAACCUGGUGGUGUGGAUGGCAGCUGUGACAGAGGAAUCAGUUCACCAAACUGAGAUUCCUGAGCUAAAUGUCAGCAUCUCUCACAAGAUGUACAGAGCCAGCUAUAGUGGUGAGAAGAAGUGUAAAUGCAGUCACUCGGUGUGCGACACCUUCAAGGAGGCCUUCUACUAUCUGUACCCCUUCAACAUAGAAUAUAGCCUCUUUGCUUCAGCUAUGACCUAUGUUAUGUGGAAAAAUGUUGGUCGACUUGUGGAGGAUCACAGCCACCAUAGCAUGAAGUUCCGUCCAAAGGAUGUGUGUUUGGGACCAUUAACAGGAAUACUCCUGGUGGUGGCAGGACUUGUGACCUUCAUAUUGUACGAGGUGGACAUUCUACAAGAGGAUGAGGAGAAGAGAAACAAGGCCUUGCUGAUUCACUUCAUCAUGAAUAUAGUGAUAGUGAGCCUGAUGUCCCUCUCUACCGUGAUCGGCUGCAUUGUCUACAGACUGGACCACAGGGAGCAUGUAUCGGAGAAAAACCCCACCCGCAGCCUGGACGUGGGUCUGCUGGUGGGUGCUUCGCUGGGACAGUUCAUCAUCAGUUAUUUCUCUAUCGUGGCUGCGGUGGCAACAGGAGCCAGGGGGUACCUGAACGCCCUCAACCUAACCUGGGCUCUGCUGACGGUGCUCCAGCUCGGCCUGCAGAACUACUUCAUCAUCGAAGGUCUCCAUCGGGAGCCCUUCCACGUGAUGCAAGAAGCAGCUCUGCACACAAACGCUUGUGUCGUCCAAGAACACACUGAAAUGAGCAUUGUCAUGGAAAGCAAUAAGUCCAGCUACUUCCUGACUUCAGGUUCAGAUAAGCCAAACUGGAAGAGAAGAGUCUUGAAGGAAGUCUGUGCCUUUCUGCUGCUUGCUAACAUCAUACUGUGGAUCAUGCCUGCCUUUGGUGCCCGUCCCCAGUUUGAUCAUCCCAUCGAGAUAAAAUUCUACAAUUUCACAAUGUGGGCUGCCAUCGUGAAUAUUGGACUUCCUUUUGGGAUCUUCUACCGCAUGCACUCUGUUGCCAGUCUGUUUGAGGUGUACUUAAUCUCUUAGAUGGAUUUAUUUAACUGGACUUAUUUAUAUGCAUGAAGAGUAAUUUAAUGGUCUUCAUUUUUAAAUUGAACUUGUUAAUAAAUUUUAACUUUAAAGAAUGCA
Molecule: messenger RNA, 2050 nt
Organism: Larimichthys crocea (large yellow croaker)
Lineage: Eukaryota; Metazoa; Chordata; Actinopteri; Sciaenidae
Product: proton channel OTOP2
Exons: 7
Coding region: 194-1948 (584 amino acids)
Biological process (GO): proton transmembrane transport
Cellular component (GO): membrane
Molecular function (GO): proton channel activity
Source: RefSeq, a predicted model, not a curated record